Lates calcarifer (barramundi perch) is the source of this 3717-nucleotide messenger RNA. It is a transcript of the gene ppm1lb, whose product is annotated as protein phosphatase, Mg2+/Mn2+ dependent, 1Lb. Bases 552 to 1670 code for a protein of 372 amino acids. NCBI's taxonomy places the organism in Eukaryota, Metazoa, Chordata, Actinopteri, Centropomidae. The transcript has 4 exons. Gene Ontology annotation, biological process: protein dephosphorylation. Gene Ontology annotation, molecular function: protein serine/threonine phosphatase activity; cation binding. The record is from RefSeq and is a predicted model, not a curated record.
UGCACCUGAAGGCAGCACCGCCGUUUAGAAAAGGCAGCAGCAGAGAGUCGCAGUCAGUGUGGCAGCUGGGAAUGUGAGGGUUUCAAUACGGACCGCUAUUUUCAGGACUGGGAACAGUAGCAGGGCUGGCCCGGGAAGAGGCUCUGCCCACAGCUCUGCUGUAGCCAACACACUGGCUUUAAUUUGAGAUCCAAACGGGCGACCUGCGCUUUGUGUCCGUUGGGGGUGUCGGUGUUCCCGGACCGCAUCAGAUGGUCAACGGACAGCCGUUGGUGGCUCACUGCGGGGCUGCGUGCUAGAGGGAACCGACCGGAGCACCGCGUUUUGAUCGCUAACACCUUAUCUCCCCGCCUGGUGGGUCCGGUUAAAAAUGCAGUGAAGUGUCACCCGUCAAGUCAGUGUAAUCUUAAUGUUUCCCGGCGUGAAACGCUCGGUUAAAUGUGCCUGUUUCACCGCUGCCAAACCACUCACGCCAACGACGAUGGACUGAAAUCUGCGGCGGGGGCGAACGACACACAACCUGCCGCGAUUUCCUGCGUGUAAAUAAAUAAAUGAUAGAAGAUACAAUGACCCUGCUGUCUCUGUUAGGUCGGAUCAUGCGUUAUUUUCUGCUCAGACCGGAGACCUUGUUCCUGCUGUGUAUCAGCCUGGCUCUGUGGAGUUACUUCUUCCACACGGACGAAGUGAAGACCAUCGUCAAGUCCAGCCGGGAUGCGGUCAAGAUGGUCAAGGGGAAAGUGGCGGAGAUGAUGCAGAACGAGCGGUUCGGCGGGCUGGACGUCCUGGACGCGGAGUUCUCCAAGACGUGGGAGUUCAAGAGCAACAACGUGGCCGUGUACUCCAUCCAAGGCCGGCGAGAUCACAUGGAGGACAGGUUCGAAGUGCUCACCGACAUCGUUAACAAGAGCCACCCGUCUAUAUUUGGGAUUUUUGAUGGCCACGGUGGAGAGGCUGCUGCUGACUUUGCCAAGGCCCACCUGCCCGACGCUCUCCGCCAGCAGCUACUGACGUACGAGCGGGAGAAAGAGCGAGACAGAGAAAAAGACAAAGAGAAAGACGAAAAGAAGGAGAGGGGUGGCCUCUCCUAUCCUUCCAUCCUGGAGCAGCAGAUCCUGACGUUGGACAGAGACAUGCUGGACAAGCUGUCUGCCACUUAUAAUGAAGCAGGUACCACAUGCCUGGUGGCCUUGCUGUCAGAUAAAGAGCUGACGGUGGCCAACGUCGGGGACUCACGCGGAGUUCUCUGCGACAAAGACGGCAACGCCAUUCCCCUUUCGCAUGACCACAAACCUUACCAGCUCAAAGAACGAAAGAGGAUCAAGAAAGCUGGUGGUUUCAUCAGUUUCAACGGUUCAUGGCGCGUGCAGGGCAUCUUGGCCAUGUCCCGUUCUCUGGGCGAUUACCCUCUGAAGAACCUCAAUGUGGUCAUCCCUGAUCCUGACAUCAUGUCCUUCGACCUGAACAAGCUGCAGCCGGAGUUCAUGAUCCUGGCGUCCGACGGCCUGUGGGACACCUUCAGCAAUGAGGAGGCGGUGCGCUUCAUCAGGGAACGACUGGACGAGCCUCACUUUGGCGCCAAGAGCAUCGUCCUCCAGUCCUUCUAUCGUGGUUGUCCCGACAACAUCACUGUCAUGGUGGUGAAGUUUAAAGGCAAGGCCAGCGAGCAGUAGACCAUCCAUCUACCACAUACAGUAUCUAUAUUAUGUUUGAAUAUAAGUAAGAAUAGGCUUAAGAUGAAAGAUUUAAAAACCAAGCCUGCAAUUUUUUUGAGCAAGAACUAUUUCUAUCACAGAUAUUUACAGAACUUAGUCCUUCAGUGCAUCAACACCCCCCCACCCUUUACUUUUACUACUGUAAAAGUGGUACUUGUAGAAAAACAAAAAAAUGUCUUUCAUUUAGGCUUAGCCAUAUCUUUUAAACACCGUAAUGCGAGCUGAGUUACUGUUAUGCAAAUAAUCAGAUUUAGCUUUGUGCAGCUAUGGGAUACGCCCAUGAGUCUGCACAUAUUUGUAUGUAUGACUCUGUGUGUGCGUGUGUGUGUGUGUGUUUGGGAGAAGAAACAGUGAUAGAUGUCUGUCUUUGUGUGAUAAACUUGCACAAAGUGUCACACUAACCAUCACUUCAUUGUUUAGCCGAUAACGAGGAUUUAAAGUCUACGUGACAGCAUGGAGUUCCACUUGCAUAUUAUUUCAAACGUGAUGUCUUUCACCCAAUGUCUGUGUGACCACUAAUUUUAUAUUUUUAGUUUCCUAACUCUGUGUUUCCAUAUUGUCUAAUUGUAUUGACGUCUACAAAGUGACUGCACUGAAAAUUGUUGAACACGUUGGCAGGUUACUUUUUUCCUCGGUCAGACACAUCUCGCUGGUGCAAAUCAUCACUGAUAUGAACAACACAACUGAUACUAUGUCUAUACUUGUUCAAAUAUCACCAUUCAUACUGUACAGCAAUAGAACCGGUAACAUUGUUAUGUCACAGUUGCUGAACCUGAAGAUUCUUGAUAUAAGAAUGAAUGGAGUGUUUUGUCUUGACUUGUCUCGCCCCACUUGUCGUCCAUUUUGAAAGAUUGCUGUUAUUUUCUGUGCUGAUAAAGUCUCAUGUCUGUUUUGAUUGUUGAUCAAACUUUUAAGACUCUAAAGUUGAGACUAGUUUGUUCUAUUCUACCACUCUGUUCAGCCCCAGCUUAUCAGGAUCCACAUAACCACUGAUAAUGUAGAAACUGUUGGAUAAAAUAUUGUAGCUUGUCAAAGUGUCACGUUAAAUAUAAAAUUUAAUACAAUCUUUUAAAGCAAUACAUUGUGUAGUGAUAUUGUAGCAACAGCAUAAUGACUCUAGCUGCUAAUUAUUACUUUAUUAGCUCAUAAACGUACAUGAUUAUCUAAUUACAUUGACUGUUAUUAUACAAAUGUGUGAGAAAAUAAUUGUUUAUUUGGUUAAUAAUUGGUUGUAAUUUUAAUAUUACAUUAUCUAGAUAUUUACAUUAACAUUUUAGAUUUCCAACCCAUUUAAACAGGCUGUAAUUACAUACUGACAUGCUAUUCUGUUAUCUGACCUUUCCUACAUUAUCAUUUGGUACACUCCACAUGAGAUAUAAAUAAACUGACAAUUUACUGUUGACAUGUCUUGUAUUAAUGUCAUAUUCGUCAAGAUAAAAAGUCCUUCAUCUUGAUCAUUACUGUUCAAUCUCCAUUUCCCUGAACUGUAACUCAAAAUGUAAUAAGCCUUUGAAUGAAAUGCGUUAUUGUUGCCUUAUUUUUUUAACUGUUCAUUUCAUCAUGAAAUCUGCUGCCAAAACUACUUCUCAGUUUUAAAUGUAAUGCAGUCGAUCAUACAUUGCACACCACACGACCUCAGUGUCAUAACGUUGUUAACUCACGUGUAGAAUAGCAUCCGUGAAAGAAUGUCUCCAGGAGACAUGAAAUUGUAAGAUGAAUGUACAUAAUGUCCUCAUGUUAGUAUCACCCCUCCACUGUUUAUACAGCAAUGAAGAAAGCAAUGCGCCUGUUCCUGGAUUGUUUAACUUCAGAGAUAUAUACCAGAUAAAACUGUUUGUUUGUGCUUUUUCAGUUCACAUUCUUCCUCGAUGAUGUACGUUACAGAAUGUUUAUGUGGCAUUUGUACUUGUUUUUGUUGACUUUAAUAAACUGUAAAGAAAAAGAAUUCAGAAAUUUUAAAAUGUAAAUCAAAAACGUAACAUUAAAAUGAGAAAUGAUCAUAUCA